This is a messenger RNA of Cinclus cinclus, 1389 nucleotides long. RefSeq names its product isthmin 1 (gene ISM1). Gene Ontology annotation, biological process: negative regulation of angiogenesis. The transcript has 7 exons. Lineage: Eukaryota; Metazoa; Chordata; Aves; Passeriformes; Cinclidae. The record is from RefSeq and is a predicted model, not a curated record.
AUGGUGCGGCUGGCGGCCGAGCUGCUGCUGCUGCUGGGGCUGCUCCUGCUCACCCUGCACAUCACCGUGCUGCGCGGCAGCGGCGAGCCCCACGCCCCCACGGGCAACCACAGCCAGCGCAAUUUGCAAAAUGAUCUCUAGUUGGAUACAGACCUUUCUCCUGAAGACAGUUUCACCCUGAACCCUGAGGAGCAACGAGAAUACCCUGAUCUCCAGGCUGCCCACCGGCCAUUCCCAAAGGAGCAGUUCAGGCAGGAGAAUAGGCAUACAUCCUUGCAGAGAGAUGGACCCAGAUCUUUUCUCCUGGACUUCCCAAACUUCCCUGACCUGUCAAAAGCAGAUAUCAAUGGGCAGAAUCCAAACAUUCAGGUUACCAUUGAAGUGGUGGAUGGCCCCAACAUGGACACAGACAAGGACCUGCAGAAGGAGAGCAGCAAGCCCAGCUGGGCAGCCCCAUCACCCGACUGGAGGAGCUGGUGGCAGAGAUCCUCCACCUUCACCCGCAUGAGCAGCGGGGACCAGGACUACAAGUACGACAGCACCACUGAGGACAGCAACUUCCUAAACCCUCUCCCUGGGUGGGAUGGCCAUGCACCCAAUCACAGGACAUUUGGGUCCAAGGAGCAGCCCGAGUAUGAUUACGUUGAUGGAGAUGGUGACUGGAGCCCGUGGUCCCUGUGCAGCGUCACCUGCGGCAGCGGAAACCAGAAGCGCACGAGGUCCUGUGGCUAUGCCUGCAUGGCCACCGAGUCCCGCACCUGUGACAGGCACAACUGCCCAGGGAUCGAAGACACCUUCCGGACAGCUGCCACUGAAGUGAGUUUGCUGGCAGGGAGCGAAGACUUCAACGCCACCAAACUAUUUGAAGUUGAUACUGAUAGCUGUGAGAGAUGGAUGAGCUGCAAGAGCGAGUUCCUGAAGAAAUACAUGCACAAAGUGGUCAAUGACCUUCCCAGCUGCCCGUGCUCCUACCCCAGAGAAGUUGCCUACAGCACUGCUGAAAUCUACGACCGACCGAAGAGGAAAAGCUUCCGCUGGAAGGAUGCAAGCGGUCCAAAGGAGAAGCUGGAGAUCUACAAGCCCACGGCGCAGUACUGCAUCCGCUCCAUGCUGUCCCUGGAGAGCACAACACUUGCAGCACAGCACUGCUGUUAUGAUGAUAACAUGCAGCUGAUCACCAGGGGCAAAGGGGCAGGGACACCCAACCUGAUCAGCAUCGAGUUCUCAGCAGAGCUCCACUACAAAGUGGACAUUCUGCCUUGGAUCAUAUGCAAAGGGGACUGGAGCCGCUACAAUGAAGCCCGGCCUCCCAACAAUGGGCAGAAGUGUACAGAAAACCCAUCAGAUGAAGACUACUAUAAGCAGUUUCAAGAAGCAAGGGAAUACUGA